UAAUCUCUUUCACCCAGUUUGGUAGCUGGCGUGUGUGUCUCUUUAAAUGGGGACGGUGGAGGGCGAGAAUAGAGAUCAAUCGAGCGAGGAAUGAAGCUGUGACGCUGUAAUCCAUGGCUAGCUAGACGGCUUGUACAAUAAAUGAGCCUGCAUCCUGCUGGAAAUGUCGCAUGUUCGAAUAUGGCUAAUUAUAUCCUACACUGCAGUGAAGGACUAUAAAGACAGAAUGUAUCGGCCUUGAUAUCGCGUUUUACAACAGAACUUGGUAACGGCCCGGGGUUUACAUCUUGCGGUAAACAGACAGAUCCUUUAACUGGGGGCCAAGCAGAACGAUGGGUGAAGCCAUGCAGGCAGACGAAGGCACUGAUUGGCUCAUGGAGCUGCUGACUGAUGUCCAGCUCCAGCAGUACUUCCUGCGUAUCCGCGAUGAACUCAACGUCACGCGUCUCUCCCACUUUGACUACGUCAAGACGGAGGACCUGGAGAAGAUUGGCAUGGGACGCCCAGGUCAGAGGCGGCUGUGGGAAGCUGUGAAGAGAAGAAGAGCCCUGAGCAAACGCAAGUCUUGGAUGAGCAAGGUGUUCACAGGGAAGCGUCCCGAGACGGAGUCCCAGGCUUCAGCCACCACGGUCCUGAGGGGCCCCUCGCCCUGCCCAGCCUCCGGGGACCAGCAGGCUGCCCUCACCUGCCUCAUCAGUGACCGGGACCUGACCCUGCUGGAGAAACUGGGGGACGGCUCCUUCGGGGUGGUGAAGCGUGGAGAGUGGCAGGCCCCUUCUGGAAGAGUGUUGAACGUGGCCGUGAAGUGCCUGAAGACGGACCUGCUGGAGCAGCCCGAGGGCCUGGACGACUUCAUCCGGGAGGUGAACGCCAUGCACUCCCUGGACCACCAGAACCUCAUCACGCUCUACGGCGUCGUCCUGACACACCCCAUGAAGAUGGUGACAGAGUUGGCCCCCCUGGGCUCCCUCCUGGACCGCCUGCGGAAGCGCCAGGGCCACAUCCUCAUCUCCGUGCUGUGCCGCUACACCGUGCAGAUCGCCUGCGGCAUGGCCUACCUGGAGUCGCGCCGCUUCAUCCACCGCGACCUCGCUGCCCGCAACAUCCUGCUGGCCUCCAACGAGCUGGUCAAGAUCGGUGACUUUGGCCUCAUGAGGGCACUGCCCCAGAACGACGACCACUACGUCAUGCAGGAGCACCACAAAGUGCCCUUCGCCUGGUGUGCCCCGGAGAGCCUGAAGACCAGGACCUUCUCCCACGCCAGCGACACGUGGAUGUUUGGGGUCACGCUGUGGGAGAUGUUCACUCACGGACAGGAGCCAUGGCUGGGCCUCAAUGGUAGCCAGAUCCUCCAUAAGAUUGAUAAGGAGGGGGAGCGGCUGGUGCGACCUGAAGACUGUCCCCAUGAUAUUUACAACGUCAUGUUGCAGAGCUGGUCUCCCAAAUCUGAAGACAGACCCACGUUUGUGGCCCUGAGGGACUUCCUGGUUGAGACGAUGCCCACCGACAUGAAGGCGCUGCAGGACUUUGAUGAGGCAGACAAACUUCAGAUCCACUUGAAUGAAGUCAUCACCAUCAUUGAGGGAAGGGCCGAGAACUACUGGUGGCGAGGUCAGAACCGGCAGACGCUGAAAGUGGGCCAGUUCCCUCGGCACGUGGUGACGUCGGUGGCCGGGCUGUCGGCUCAGGACAUCAGCAGGCCGCUCAAGAACAGCUUCAUCCACACGGGCCACGGCGACACCGACCCACACCGCAGCUGGGGCGCCCCGGACAAGAUAGAUGAUUUAUACCUCGGUAACCCUAUGGAUCCUCAAGAUGUUUUUGGAAUGGACCCAGAUGCUGACCGGCCCACUAAACUCCCCAAUCGAGCCAAAAAUCAGCCCCCUCCGCGGCCUCCUCAACCUGCCAUUCUGCUCAAGAAAGAGGCAUUCUAUGAUUCGGUCAUGGACGAUGACGACCUGAUGGUGACGAGUGUGAAGAAGCUGUCCCUGCCCAAGCCGUCCACAUACCUGGGCCUGCGCCUGCGUCCCUGGGAGACCCAGCAGACGGACCACCUCAGCGAGGUCUCCCUCAUCGACUUUGGCGACGACAGCUUCAGCUCGGCCUCGCCGUCGCCCGUGGCCGAGGCCCCGACCAAAGUGCCCCCGCUGCCCGCCAGCGCCCCCGUGGGCUCCAUCCUGGACGCGCCCGCGCCUCCCCACAGCCCCACGCUCUCGCUGCCCAACCCGCUGCACCCCACGCCGGUGCUGGACUGGGACAAGCCGCUGCCGUUGCUGCCGGCCUACGACGAGGUGGCGCUGGAGUACGAGCUGGCGCCAGGGAGAGGCGAGGAGGACGCGGAGGUGAGCUCCAUCAGCCAGCGGGCGGAGGUGAGCUCCAUCAGCCAGCGGGCGGAGGUGAGCUCCAUCAGCCAGCGGGCGGAGGUGAGCUCCAUCAGCCAGCGCGCGGAGGUGAGCUCCAUCAGCCAGCGCGCGGAGGUGAGCUCCAUCAGCCAGCGCGCGGAGCAGGCCGGCCACCACCAGCAGCAGCCCCCUCCAGACGGCUCCGCAGACAGAGAGUCCUCCGGCGCUGAGAAGGCAGGCGUGGAGGGCAACCUCUUCCUGCCGCCACUGCCCACAGACGAGACGCGCUUCUUGGCACAGGCGGCACAGACGGCACAGACAGCACAGAAAGCCCAGACGGCACAGACGGCCCAGACGGCCCAGACGGCCCAGACGGCCCAGCUCUUCCAGGAGCUGCAGCGGGAGGUGAUGGUGAAGCUGCGCGCUCCACCGGCCGGCCGCUCGCUGCCCUCCUCCCCCAUCCCCAUGGCCUUCACCCCGGCCGGGCACCGGCAGAUCAUCCUGCCCUCCUCCUUCGAGGACAAGCCCCAGGUGCCGCCGCGCAUCCCCAUCCCGCCCAUGCGGCCCUCGAGACGCGCCCGGACGCCCAGCUACCGCUCCUCCGCCUCGCUGAGCGACGAGGUCGACCGAGACGACCGAGCGGACGACGCCGGCGGCCAGGAGCGGCCGCCUCGCAUCCCGCCCCGGGACCACGCCCUGUCUCAGCCCAGCUCCCGGGCCCCCAGCCCCAUGGGCCCCCUGCGCGUGGGCUCCCCCCAGAGGUCAGGGCAGGGCAUGUGCUGCGUGGGCACGCUAGGCUCCUUCCUCUCCGCCGCGCCCUGCCUGCCCCCCUCCCCCGCCGCUCCUCCGCCCAAGCAGCCUGUGCCCCUCACCCCCGCCACCCACAGCUUUGCGCGAGACCCCCAGUACACCACCACGGAGGCGGCCCAGGCCCAGGCCAAGGCCCCCUGCAUCCUGCCGGUGGUGUGUGACGGCACCAAGGCCAGCAGCACGCACUAUUACCUGCUGCCCGAGAGGCCCGCUUACCUGGACAAAUAUGAGCGCUUCCUGAGGGACUCGGAGAGCAGCGAGGACAGGAAGACCACCAAUAUGGCUACAGUCAGGCCCAUGAUUCAGCAGAAGCCAGCUAGCAAGCCCAGCUACAGCUCAACCACCAACAGCAGUGGGAUAGCUAACCCCCCAAUCCUGGCCUGGACGACCAACCAAGUUAGCAUCAACCGAUCAGAGUCCACUGCGCCUACCCUCAACUCUGUCAAAUAUGUUCAGGAGGCUGUGCACGGUGUGACGGUGGAGGAGUGUCAGGCGGCCCUGCUGAGCCACAGCUGGAAUGUUCCGGAGGCCAUCCGCUACCUGAAGGUGGAGCAGUUGUUCCGCCUGGGUCUGAAGGCUCGCUCCGAGUGCCAGGAGGCUCUGCAGAGGUGCAACUGGAACCUGGAGCAGGCCAGCACCCAGAUGCUCGACUCCUACGGCCCGACCAGGCAGAGGUAGUCCAGCCCUGGUGACGUAUCGAUCAGUGUGUUUGUGCCAGCUAGUCCAUAUCUCCAUCCCCUUAACAGGCUGCUGUGUAUACUAUAUGAAUGUGUUUGGGAUGCUGCAGGCAGUGAUAGCUGGGCGCAAACGAAGAUGAGCCAUCUGAUUCACUGGAACAAGAGUGAACUUUCUCUUGUGGCAAAGAGCUGUUGAUCAAGCAGUAGGAGGCACAGCUCUCCUUAAUGUUUGUUUUUGUUUUGUUUUGUUUCAGUUUUUUUUGUUGCUUAGCACAGCUCCGCAAACUACAUGUUGUGUAACCCUAUAGGAUGUACAUGAGGGAUUAUUAUUGACAAAUACCAAUGCAUAUUCUGCAGAUUAUAGGCUACAGUAGUGCUUUCUCCAUGUUCCACAUUCAAACCUCAAGGACUCUUGAAUUGAACCUAUUUGCUGGAAUAUUAAUCAGCAUAGCCACAAUCAUUCAGUGCAAUGCAGAAAGUAAAGAUGAUGUUCUUCAUAGCUUACUUUAGGCUUCUGCUCAGGCAACACAGAUUUGCCUGCAGAUGUAAAGAGAUCUUAAGAAUUGUUAAACUACAAAAUUGUGUCGAGAGGCUAAAGGCACACUCUCAAAGCUUAAGAAUGCUGUAUAAUCUUUUGUCCAUUUUGGUACUUUUUGGUGCAGUGUUGGUGAAACCAAAUAUUGUUUAUUUUAUACAGUAGUUGUUAUCUGAAUCAUGUGUAAUGUCAUUUGUGUUUAUUUGUGUUUCAAAUAUGUGAUAUGUUAUUUAUGGAGCUUCCAGGGUAACGUUAGCAUAGCAGUAGGCACUAUAAGGAAGGCUGCUUUGCUGAGGUACUUGUAUCCACAUCAGGGCUUCCUCGUUAGAUUGGGUUUCCCUGGGCUGUUAGUCAUGGUGUUACCAGCAUGUGUGAACACCGUACGGUGCAGAGAGAAAUGACAAGUGUAUUCAUAUAUUUUUAUUAUAUCAGUUAGAGGAAUCCUCACAAUCAAAAGAUACCUCUGGUAUGUGUUGUGUAUUUUCAUUGUGUGUGUUCUUUUUAUAGUUCUGGCCUCUGCUUUUUUUUUUUUUUUUUUUUUUUAAUGUCAUUUUGAAAUAUAGUAUUUAUUAAUAGCUUUACAAUAUGAAAGACCAUUAAUGUGAUUUGUUCCUCAGAAUAAGCUAAUGCCGAGGCAACAGCGGUUUGCUAUGUGUUAUACUGCAUAGUGCUUCAGCUUUGCACUGCGGUACCUUAUCAUGUUUCUCAUUCCCGAGUGCUACUGUAUUUCCUGAGUUGUGCCCAUGAGGCCCCGCGGUGUGGUCUGUGAUCUCUGCUAGAUGUACCAUGCUUGACCCAUCUCUCAGUCCGCCGGCACCUGAGCUGGUCAAGCGUGUGCCAAUGACUGUUCCAGUCUGAACAUAAUCGACAUUACAUUCUUUUUCUUUCUUUUUUUUUCCACCGGAGAAACACGAACAGAAAGAAUGCCAUUCCCUUAGCUAGAUGGGACCCAAAGGGACACCAGGGAUAUCUGUGUAAGUGUGCAAUAAUGUUUCAGUUCCGCCAUUUGGGAAACUCCGGUCACUUGAAUGUUGUUUUUGUUUUUGUUUAGAUAUUUUAGCAGAUCUGUAAACUAUGUAUUACAAUCCUCCUCAUCAUCAUCUGCCAGAUGUCCUUCCUCAUGCUGAGGUGAACUGAACCUUCGUUUCCUUGAUAUGCUACUAUAGUUGCAAGGCUGCACAUAUGAAAAGUACAGUUUCUGUAUAUUUUGUAUUAAAUAUUUUUCUUUUAGAAAA
Messenger RNA from Clupea harengus (Atlantic herring), 5599 nucleotides. It is a transcript of the gene tnk2a, whose product is annotated as tyrosine kinase, non-receptor, 2a. Gene Ontology annotation, molecular function: protein tyrosine kinase activity; ATP binding; protein binding. Lineage: Eukaryota; Metazoa; Chordata; Actinopteri; Clupeiformes; Clupeidae. Gene Ontology annotation, biological process: protein phosphorylation; signal transduction. The record is from RefSeq and is a predicted model, not a curated record.